Gymnodraco acuticeps is the source of this 4783-nucleotide messenger RNA. It is a transcript of the gene syn2b, whose product is annotated as synapsin IIb. The coding region runs from base 528 to 2948 and encodes 806 amino acids. The record is from RefSeq and is a predicted model, not a curated record. Gene Ontology annotation, molecular function: ATP binding. Gene Ontology annotation, biological process: neurotransmitter secretion. The transcript is spliced from 13 exons. Gene Ontology annotation, cellular component: synaptic vesicle membrane; synaptic vesicle. Lineage: Eukaryota; Metazoa; Chordata; Actinopteri; Perciformes; Bathydraconidae.
GAGGGAGAGAGUGAGGGAAAGGGCAGAGUGAGAGGGUGAGAUAAGCAGAGAGAGCAGCAUCUCUGAGCACAUUCAGCUCGCAGCAGCUCAGGAGGCAGGACGGCAGAGCAGAGGGGGGAGAACACCUGCCUAACCAAAGGGGGCGACAACACACCUCUCUCUCUCUCUUGGACACACCGCUCGAACGUCACAGACACGCAUUUGUGAGGAGGCGUGAGGCUCAGAAGGAAGAACACUACACACACGCACGCUGUUUGCUGGCUUAGCUGUGCUGGGGAGAGCUGUCUCUUGAAGACUGGACCAGAGCUUUAUCCAUCGCUUCAUCCAUCUUCCUCUUCCUGCUUCCCAUUCCUCCAACUCAGAAGCAGCUCUCCGUUACACACACCUCAAUCAUUUGGACUGAUUUGCUCGCUGUCAUUCAUCCAACCUCUGGUCAGGGUCUCUCUCUGUAACCAUCUCCGCCCCGUUUCACUCCAAUCAGCCAAGAAAUCAAGACACAGUGAGAAGCCGACCCUUCAACCGCAAUCAUGAACUUCCUCCGACGCCGUCUCUCUGACAGCAGCUUCAUGUCCAACCUGCCCAAUGGCUACAUGUCAGACCUGCAGAGGGCAGACCCACCUGCCACCCCUCCGCCCACCGCCACCUCCCCUUCCCAGCCAGGUGGACCAGCAGCAGCGGUGCCAGCCCUGUCUCCUACCAAAUCUCCAUCCCCAUCCCAGGCUCCAGCCAGCCCUGCUGUCCAGGAGCGCCGUAUGAGCCAGGCGGCUCCGCAGCCCCAACAGGCCCCGUCUUCCUCCUCUUCCUCUGGCUUCUUCAGCUCCUUCAGCUCCAUCAGCUCCAUCACCAACGUGGUCAAACAGACGGCUGCGUCCGCCGCCGGGUUUGUGGAGCAGUCUGCUCCUUCUCCCUCACUCUCCAAGAAGUUCAAGAUCCUGUUGGUCAUCGAUGAGCCGCAGCAUGAGUGGGCCAAAGUGUUUCGGGGAAAGAAGAUCCUUGGUGACUACGACAUCAAAGUGGAGCAGGCCGAGUUUUCAGAGGUUAACCUCGUCUCUUAUUCAAAUGGAAACUGUAGCGUGGACAUGCAAGUCAUCAGGGGCGGGACCAAAGUGGUCAGGACUUUCAGGCCUGACUUCGUCUUGGUGCGCCAGCACGCCUUCAGCAUGGCCCAGAACGAGGAUUUUAGAAACCUGAUCAUUGGUCUGCAGUAUGCGGGCAUCCCCUCGGUCAACUCUCUGGAUUCCAUCUACAACCUCUGUGACAAACCUUGGGCUUUCUCCCAGCUGACCAAUAACCAGAAGAGGCUGGGUUCAGAUAAGAUCCCUCUCAUUGAUCAGACUUUCUACCCCAACUACAAAGACAUGAUUACAUCUCCAAGUUUCCCAGUGGUGGUGAAGAUAGGACACGCCCACUCUGGAAUGGGAAAGGUCAAAGUGGACAAUAUGAGUGAUUUCCAGGACAUUGCCAGCGUGGUGGCCAUCACUCAGACCUACUGCACCACGGAGCCAUUUAUAGAUGCCAAAUACGACAUCAGGGUCCAGAAAAUCGGCGCUGACUACAAAGCAUACAUGCGAACAUCCAUCUCUGGUAAUUGGAAGAGUAACACCGGAUCUGCCAUGUUGGAACAAGUAGCCAUGACUGACAAGUAUAAACUGUGGGUUGAUGCCUGCUCAGAGAUCUUCGGAGGGCUGGAUAUUUGUGCCGUCAAAGCCAUCUGUGGCAAGGAUGGUAAUGACUACAUUACUGAGGUUGUGGGUUCUUCUAUGCAGCUAAUCGGUGACCACCAGGCAGAGGACCGUCAGCUCAUCUCAGACGUGGUGCUGGCUAAGAUGAACCAAGCCCUGGUCACAAGGUCAUCUAGUGCUUCCCGCUCUCCGGCUCGCUCCCCUCAGGGCCAGAAGCCGACUACUGUGCAGCCCCAACAGAGCGCUGUCCCUAAGGAGGGACUGCCAGAUCCAAACAGGACCUCGGGCCAGCGCCCUCAACCUCAAGGUGCACCAGUGAAAGCACAGAGUGUGGAUACACCAUCAGAGUCGGCAAAGAGAGCGUCUGAACCGGUACCAAAGCCCAGCCAGGCCCAGAAACCUAGCCCAGGGCCAGUUCAGAAAGCAGCUCAGGCUCAGAAGGCCCCGGUCCAGAGGGCCGCCUCGGUCACAAGGCCUCCAGUGCCGAGGCCUCCUCCCCCAAUGCUGAGAGCCACUUCUGUCGCAAAGUCAGCCCCAGAUUCUUCCUCUACCCCAGCCAAAGCUUCACCACCAUCCCCAGCUAGAGCAGCCGCUCCACGCUCUCCUCCAACCAAAGUAGCAGCCCCAGUCCCAGCACCAGCUCCAGCACCUGCCACUGCCACUGCCCCAGCCCCUGCCCCAGCCUCCCCCUCAGCCUCAGCUCCUACCACAGAGCAGCCCAAGCCCCAGCCUCAGGGCUCCCCAUCCCCAGCUCCUGGCAAACCAAAAGAGCUGCCACCCAAACCCACACCACCUGCAAAGCCAAUCCCUCCAAUUCGCAGGAAUUCAAAGCCGCAUAUCCAGCCAAAGCCACAAACCCCGCCCCCUGUCAAAGCUUUACCUAAACCCCAGCCCACUGCCCCAGCAGAUGCCUCCGCAGCCCCUGCCCCAGCACAGGUUCAGUCCCCUCCUCAGGCAGAGUCUACGGCUAAGGCUCAGCCACAGGCCAUGCCGGCCUCUCCUUCCCAAAACCCAGAGCCUGUCCCAGCUGAAGAUGCAGAGGCCCCUGCUGAGGGCGAGGCCGCUGUGGACGAACAACCAGGAUCCCAGCCAAAAACCCACCCUCUUCUGAAUAAGUCCCAGUCCCUGACCAAUGCCUUCAACGCCUUCAGCGACUCCUCUUUCUUCCGCGGGGCCCCGAGCACCGGAGGUGACGGCCAAGACGAGGAAAAGGCUGAGACCAUUCGCAAUCUCCGAAAGUCCUUCGCCAGCCUUUUCUCUGACUAGACACAGCCAAACUGUAGUCAGUCCCUUUUGGAUCCUGGCCCCCCCUUUUACUGUUGGCCAGUGAUGACUUGAUUGAUAUUAAAUGUGAACAAGUCUGAGAUUAAACUUUGUGUGUUAACUGUACUGUAUCCCCUCUGUCCUGGUACCCUCUUCCUCCCCACUUUCAAAUACUCUGUGUGAGUGACAGUGAGGCCUGCUGGGUAGGAUAUUCAGAGAAUGAUGCUUUGCCAGAAUUAUUGGACUGAAGGAGUUACGUCAUUGAUAUAGACAAGUAUAGCAUAACAACAUAUUUAUUUUUCCCAGAGCAAACUUUAAGGAACUGUUUCUGAAGUAAAUAAAAAGAUAAUUAGAGACUACAGAUGAAAUGUACAUACAGUAUAUAUAUAUAAAUAUAAAGUAAAUGAAUACAAAUAUAUAUCACUUUAAAAGGGAGAUAAGCCACUUAUAGGAAAUAAAUAGUGAAAUAUUUUCACUUAGCUUUUGUCAAUGACAUAACUCUUUCAUUAAGUGGCUGGGUUCUUACACAUUGUGAAAAAUGUGAUGAAAAAUCAGAUUUUUGACGUUUUAUGGUUUCCCCCGCAGUGAAUACGUUUUGGUCAGUGAGUAAAAAAGAAAAAAAACGACUGGGGAUUUUUUUGAUGGGUAAAUCAAGCUGUUGUGUCUCUUGGCAAAAUGACUAAUGGGCUCGUCAUUGCUGCCCCCUUUUUGUCUAAAUGCCUUGAAGUUCAAUGUCAUGUUAGGGAGUCCGAAAUAUGUGUAUGUUCAUCCGUGUUCAAUUGUUAUGCAUGGCUCCUCCAAUUGCUCAGUGUGACUUUUGGAGAAGAAGGUGAACUCUAUCAUUGUUGAGCCCUACGUUGCCUCUCUCUCUCGCUCUCUCUCUCUCUCUAGAUGUUGUAGCUUUAUUGUGAACAUGUUUUCAAUUCAGCUACGUUUGUUAGCUGUGCAGACCUGGGUCGAUUACAAAUUGAGAUUCAUUCCUUCACUUCAAGUGUUUGAUUAAGUAUUGCAGGCAGGAUUUAAUGCCAAUGGUUUGAGAAUAUUGGUGACUGAACAAUCAAUCCUGAUAAGUAACUGAAUGCAUUUCAAAGAGUAAAAAGACACAUCUGUAGCUGUGACUGGUGAUUUCUUGUUUCACCUCUGUGUAGAUCUAUCAACAGUAUUGUAAUGUAAUGAUUAUUCUCAUGAAGACAUUGAGACAGUAGUGCAAUAACACCUCAACUUAACUGUUGAGUACUGUCACCCUAUUAUAAAUAUAAAUACAUACAGGAUAUGUAUCUGUUACCUUACUCUUACAUUCCCUUUAAGAUUCCUUUCAAUCACAACUUUCCAGGUUGCUUUUUACCGCAGAUAUUACACUGGUUUUCAGAUGAAUAUGCCAUGUUUAACUGUUGGUUUCUGUGAUUAAUCCUUUUUGUGUUGUGGGACUGAAUUUAAGGCAACCUGGAAUGAAUCCAGUGCGAUGACUGGUCAUUUUCAGCUCAGUUGCUGCAUUUCAAGAUCAUAUGUGUACAAAAAAAGAAAAAAUAUCUCAAAAUGUAAGAACCGCUAAUCAACCUGUCUGAUGAUCCAUUUCCAGUACUACGUUGCAAGUGAUUUAAAACAUAUUGUAUUUGUAUGUGAGUGUCAUCUCAGGAGUUUAUUUUUUGUAAUAUAUUGAUUGAUUUAUAUUUUUGAGGCUCCAUAUUUAUGGUAAAGUAUAUAUUGUUUGUUUUGUAUUGUGUUUUUAUUCGUAACACAAUACUGCUUUGCAUGAUCUGGUGACUGAUGUUUUUUUCUGUACAGAUAAAAGUUAAUAAAGAUGUGGUUCCAUCAUUCCACUCAUUCAUUAAAUACAA